AUGGCAUACAACAACUAUCAACAAGCUCCCUUUUGGGACUUUGUCAGAUCUUUUGAUCAUCAGAAUGGAGCAGGUGUUGACCAUCCUGCCGAGAACUUCCCAUUCUUUGGCCCUCCACCAGGACACCAUCCUCAUGGUCCACCUCACGGAGCAGGAUUCCCCUUCGAUGGAUCUGGCUGGGGACGAGGAGGAUUUGGAGCAGGCCCAAGGGGUCGAGGCAGAAGAGGUGGCCGUGGCCAUCGUCGCGAUGGUUCCCACGAGAGAUCUCCUCACGGUCACGAAUCACGAGACGGCUCACCAGGCCCAGAGCACCAUGACCAUGAGGAACAUGGUCAUCAUGGACCAAGAGGCCCCGGUUGUCGUGGCCGAGGAGGACACAGGGGUGGAUGGGGUGGAUGGCGAGGACACAGAGGACCACCUCCCCCAGGACCACCUCCAGGACCACCAGGUGACUUUGACUUGAGUGGUUUGUUUGAGUCGCUGUCUGCCCAUCCAUUGGCACAGGCAUUCCGCACUUACGCCGAGCAAGCUGGGGCUGGGGCUGGAGCACAACGAUCAGGCGAGACACCUGUCACUGAAGAUACCGACGACGACAAGAACUUUAGUCCACCCAUUGAUGUCUUCUCUACCGAGAAACAAUAUGUCUUGCAUGUGUCGCUUCCAGGCGCGAAGAAGGAGGACGUGGGGGUUAAUUGGGACGAGGAUAAAGGCGUUUUGAACAUCGCUGGUGUUGUUUACAGACACGGUGAUGAGGAAUUCUUGAAGACACUGGCUACGAGUGAGAGAAGAGUGGGGGUUUUCGAACGCACUGUCAAGCUUCCACCAGGAGGAAAUGAGGACAAGGAGGAGAUUGACGCAGAUGGCAUCUCUGCUAAACUCGAGGAUGGAGUUUUGGUCGUCACAGUUCCUAAAGUUGAGAAGGAAUGGACCGAGGUUAAGAAAGUUGACAUUAACUAA
Molecule: messenger RNA, 957 nt
Organism: Lachnellula hyalina
Lineage: Eukaryota; Fungi; Ascomycota; Leotiomycetes; Helotiales; Lachnaceae
Gene: hsp16
Product: Heat shock protein
Exons: 1
Coding region: 1-957 (318 amino acids)
Biological process (GO): protein complex oligomerization; response to salt stress; protein folding
Source: RefSeq, a predicted model, not a curated record